Hibiscus syriacus is the source of this 898-nucleotide messenger RNA. Its product is annotated as probable cellulose synthase A catalytic subunit 8 [UDP-forming]. Lineage: Eukaryota; Viridiplantae; Streptophyta; Magnoliopsida; Malvales; Malvaceae. Gene Ontology annotation, molecular function: cellulose synthase (UDP-forming) activity. Gene Ontology annotation, biological process: plant-type primary cell wall biogenesis; cellulose biosynthetic process. Bases 488 to 781 code for a protein of 97 amino acids. The transcript is spliced from 5 exons. Gene Ontology annotation, cellular component: plasma membrane; trans-Golgi network. The record is from RefSeq and is a predicted model, not a curated record.
AAUAACGAACCCUGUUCCAAAUGCCUAUGCUCUCUAGUUGAUAUCUGUUAUAUGUGAGAUUUGGAUUGCAAUAUCAUGGAUAUUGGAUCAGUUUCCUUAGUGGCUUCCUGUUAACCGUGAAACCUAUCUCGAUAGACUUGCCUUGAGAUACGAUCGUGAAGGAGAGCCAUCUGAAUUAGAUGCUGUUGACAUUUUUGUGAGUACUGUUGAUCCAUUAAAGGAGCCUCCACUUGUGACCGCGAACACUGUGCUAUCCAUUUUUGCAGUUGACUAUCCAGUUGACAAGGUCUCCUGCUAUGUUUCUGAUGAUGGUGCUGCUAUGUUAACAUUUGAAGCAUUGUCUGAGACAUCAGAGUUUGCUAGGAAAUGGGUACCUUUCUGCAAGAAGUAUAACAUCGAGCCUCGGGCUUCGGAAUGGUAUUUUGCGCAGAAAAUUGUUUACCUGAAAGAUAAAGUUUAAACAUCAUUUGUUAAAGAACGUAGGGCUAUGAAGAGAGAAUAUGAAGAAUUUAAAGUUCGAGUUAAUGGGAUUGUUGCAAAGGCUCAGAAAGUUCCUGAAGAAGGAUGGAUUAUGCAGGAUGGUACACCAUGGCUGGUAAUAACACCAGAGACUAUAGGAAUUAUGCAGGUUUUCUUAGGUCAGAGUGGGGGCCUUGAUGCGGAGGGUAAUGAGCUGCCAAGGCUAGUUUAUGUUUCUCGUGAAAAGCGUCCAGGCUUCCAACACCACAAAAAGGGCUGGUGCUAUGAAUGCCCUUGUUCGAGUGUCAGCUGUUCUUACUAAUGAACCUUUCUUGUUGAAUCUUGAUUGUGAUCACUACAUAAAUAAUAGCAAGGCCUUAAGAGAUGCUAUGUGUUUUCUGAUGGAUCCAAACCUUGGGAAGUAAGUUUGUUAUGUUCA